Arabidopsis thaliana (thale cress) is the source of this 1451-nucleotide messenger RNA. It is a transcript of the gene MYB55, whose product is annotated as myb domain protein 55. The transcript has 3 exons. Lineage: Eukaryota; Viridiplantae; Streptophyta; Magnoliopsida; Brassicales; Brassicaceae. Bases 189 to 1199 code for a protein of 336 amino acids. The record is from RefSeq and is marked reviewed. Gene Ontology annotation, molecular function: DNA binding. Gene Ontology annotation, biological process: regulation of DNA-templated transcription; DNA-templated transcription. Gene Ontology annotation, cellular component: nucleus.
CCCAAAUCCUCCUCUCCUUUUCUCAUCUUCUCACUUCAAACUCUCUCUAUCUUUCUCUCUCACCUCAUAUUAUGAACUAAAGAUUUCUCUGAAAGCUGACUUCAUAAACUUUUUCUGAAGAAGAAACACACAAAAACGAUCGAUCUUGAAUUGAUUCUUUGUAGUAUUUUAUUUACAUAUAUAUAUAGAUGGGAAGACAUUCAUGUUGUUACAAACAGAAACUGAGGAAAGGACUUUGGUCUCCUGAAGAAGAUGAGAAGCUUCUUCGUUACAUCACUAAGUAUGGUCAUGGUUGCUGGAGCUCUGUCCCUAAACAAGCUGGUUUACAGAGAUGUGGAAAAAGUUGUAGAUUAAGAUGGAUAAAUUAUUUAAGACCAGAUUUGAAGAGAGGAGCAUUUUCUCAAGAUGAAGAAAAUCUCAUUAUUGAACUUCAUGCCGUUCUUGGCAAUAGAUGGUCUCAGAUAGCUGCACAGCUUCCUGGAAGAACCGACAAUGAAAUCAAGAAUCUUUGGAAUUCUUGUUUGAAGAAGAAAUUGAGGCUGAGAGGAAUUGACCCGGUUACACACAAGCUCUUAACCGAAAUCGAAACCGGUACAGAUGACAAAACAAAACCGGUUGAGAAGAGUCAACAGACCUACCUCGUUGAGACUGAUGGCUCCUCUAGUACCACUACUUGUAGUACUAACCAAAACAACAACACUGAUCAUCUUUAUACCGGAAAUUUCGGUUUUCAACGGUUAAGUCUAGAAAACGGUUCAAGAAUCGCAGCCGGUUCUGACCUCGGUAUCUGGAUUCCCCAAACCGGAAGAAACCAUCAUCAUCAUGUCGAUGAAACCAUCCCUAGUGCAGUGGUACUACCCGGUUCAAUGUUCUCAUCCGGUUUAACCGGUUAUAGAUCCUCCAAUCUCGGUUUAAUUGAAUUGGAAAACUCAUUCUCAACCGGGCCAAUGAUGACAGAGCAUCAGCAAAUUCAAGAGAGUAACUACAACAAUUCAACAUUCUUUGGAAAUGGGAAUCUGAAUUGGGGAUUAACAAUGGAGGAAAAUCAAAAUCCAUUCACAAUAUCGAAUCAUUCAAAUUCGUCCUUAUACAGUGAUAUAAAAUCAGAGACCAAUUUUUUUGGCACAGAGGCUACAAAUGUUGGUAUGUGGCCAUGUAACCAGCUCCAGCCUCAGCAACAUGCAUAUGGCCAUAUAUAAAUCUUCUUGUAUAUUAUAAGGUGUGUGAAUCUUCUUUUUUUUUUUUCUCAAAUAUGGUUUUUUUUUUUUUUAAUGGGUUGUGUAUAUAGUUUGUGUUAUAUAUCAUUUAAUUUAACAGUAUUGGUUUUUACAUUUUUUUGUUUUCAUAUUCGAUGUACCUUGUGAACCACAGAUUUAUGGACUCGGGGAUUUUGUUUCUCUAUUGUUAAUGGCUUACGACAUUUGUUUCUCAAGUUUUGUUCAUUUUAUAUA